CAGGAGUGAUAAUCAAAGAUAAAGAUGAGCUAAGUAAUGGUAAUCACAUGAAAAAUGAUGUAACAGGGGAAGUAGUGACCCAACCUUAAAGAUUUAACCUGCCCUGCCUCCUGAAAUUCCUGACAUAACCUAUAAGUACUGAGUAACCCGGAGCUGCAUCAGGACACCUUGUGGAAGUGUCACUGUGUCAUUUGUUGUCAAAAGGCAUCUUGACAACAGAAAGUCUAAUUUGCCAUCCUGACAAUACAACCUUAGACAUAUCACAGGAUCCUCACCUCUAUCACUGAAAUUAUGACUGACUUCAGUACCGUGCGUCCUUGGUGGAUUAUUAACCAAAGUGAAGAAAUCUUUAUAGUCUGCUGAAUGCAUCAGAGAGGACCAUCACUAUGCACACUGCAAUCACUAUCAGUAGGAAAGACUCUAGUAACGGACUGGCAAAGCGGGAAACAACAGACAACUAAAACCUUGAGAUCUUUGGAUUUUCCUAUUCUUUGCUGAGGGUUUGAAGAGAAACAUUUAAUAUAAAUGCAGCUGAUUUUAAUAUGUCUGACAGUUGACAGAUUAUAAAAAGUGCUGAGAAGCUUUUUUGUUUUUGCAGUUUUUAAGGGUGUAAUUUUUGCUUUUGAUACUGGUUUAGAACAAUUUCAGAAUAAUUUAAAUGGAAGAACAUUAAUCAUUUGCAAGAUUGCAUAAUAGAGAAAUCCUGCUGAUUCUAAGCAUUCUUAACUACAGCUCAAGGAAGUUCCCGCUGCUGAACUAACAAUGGUUGGUACAGGUGGUCCAGUGGCCACUUUCUCUGUGUGGGAUUAUGUGGUGUUUGCAGGAACAAUUUUGGGGGCAGCUGGUAUUGGUCUCUUCCAAGCCAUUCGAGGCCGUAAGGAGACCAGCAGUGAUGAGUUUUUGUUGGGUGGACGGCAAAUGACAGCUGUGCCGGUCGCAAUGUCACUCACUGCCAGCUUCAUGUCUGGAAUCACAGUCAUCGGCACACCUGCCGAGGCAUACCGGUUUGGAGCUGCCUUCUGGCUCUUUGGCUUCGCAUAUGCCAUCAUGUCUGCUGUCACUGCUGAGAUCUUUGUCCCACUUUUCUACCGACUGGGGAUCACCAGUGCCUAUGAGUACCUGGAGAUGCGCUUCAGCCGGCCCAUUCGUAUAAUUGGGACAUCAAUGUACAUCGCACAGACGGCGCUGUACACUGGUUUGGUUAUCUAUGCUCCAGCUCUUGCACUAAAUCAAAUUACUGGACUUAAUCUGUGGGGAGUGCUAGUGGCCACAGGAGCGGUGUGCAUCCUCUACUGCACUUUGGGUGGUCUGAAAGCAGUUAUCUGGACAGAUGUGCUUCAGAUGGUGAUCAUGCUGGCAGGUUUUGUGGCUGUUAUAGCUAGAGGAGCUGUACUGCAAGGAGGCCUGACAAAGAUUUGGGAAGAUGCUGGUCAAGGAGGCCGAUUAGAGGCGUUUGAUUUUGACCCAGAUCCUCUGAAGAGACAUACUUUCUGGACCAUUACAAUCGGUGGUAGCAUAAUGUGGGUGUCUAUCUACUCAAUCAACCAAUCCCAGGUGCAGCGCUACAUCUCCUGUAAAACCUUGGGACAUGCCAAGAUGUCUUUGUAUGUGAACAUGGUUGGCUUGUGGGUAACUGUGAGUUUGGCUGUGUUUUCUGGCCUCACCAUGUACUCCAUUUACAAGCACUGUGACCCACUUACAAAUGGUGAUAUAAGCACCCCUGACCAGCUGCUGCCCUACCUUGUGAUGGAUAUUCUGGCCAUCUACCCUGGAAUCCCUGGCUUGUUUGUGGCUGCUGCAUACAGUGGGACCCUUAGCACGGUGUCUUCCAGCAUUAAUGCCCUGGUUGCUGUCACUGUGGAAGACUUUAUUCACCCUGUGUGCAAAAACCUCACAGACAAACAAGUGACCUGGAUGAACAUGGGCCUGAGUGUAUUCUUUGGUGCCCUGUGUAUUGGGAUGGCUGGAGUAGCUUCAGUUAUGGGAAGUGUUCUGCAGGCAGCUCUGUCCAUAUUUGGCAUGAUCAGCGGGCCUCUUCUCGGUCUUUACCUGUUAGGCAUGCUUUUUCGUACAUCAAAUUCAAUAGGAGGGUUACUGGGAAUGAUCAUCGGUCUAGUGUUGACUCUGUGGGUGGGGAUCGGAGCCCAGAUUUACCCACCAACAGAUGAGAAGACAAAUCCUCUUCCUCUCAGUAUUGCAGGCUGCAACAGCACAUUAAGCCAGAACUACACAACAAUAGCUCCUUGGACCAGUCCAGUGACUGUGAGGCCUGAUGUCAGACCACCUUUGGCAGACUCCUGGUAUUCUCUGUCCUAUCUCCACUUCUGUCUGUUGGGAACACUGACCACAAUGGUGUCUGGCCUGCUGGUGAGCAUGAUCACAGGCGGAUGCAAACAAGAGAAGCUGAACUCUGAUCUGUUUGUGAGGAAAAGAGACCUGAUCUGCUUCAGCUGCUUGAGUAAAUCAAAGGCAUCGGAUGUCACAGAAAAGGCUGCAACAGAGUUUAAUGUUGGAGCUGACAACUCAGCAUUCACAGAACUUGAUGUGAUGGGCAAGGAUGUUGAAAAUGCAACCAAACUGUAAAGCUGAUCAAGGCACCAUACUCAUGGAGACACUUUUUUAUAACCAUAUAAAUGACAACUAUUAUUACUUUACUGCUACGUUGAUGUUUUGCAUUUGUUUGCAUAUUUAUGUUGAUAUGUUAAUACAUAAUUACUUAGAAGGAGCUUGACAACUAGUGCUAAGGCUUGGAAAACCUAAAACUUAACUAGUAAAGAAUGUAAUUUAAAUUACAAAAAUCUGCCUAUUUAUGUUGCUACCUGACUGAAGUGCUUAAAUGGCAGAGAAAAAACAAAUCAAAAACAAUGGGGAAAAGAACAUUUAAAGUAAAACAUAUUCAGUGUCUUUUGUCCCACACAGAUUGCUCUGCUCCCAUUUCCUGUUCAGCAGUGAUGUGGCAAAACUGUUUUACUUUUACUGCCCUUUGUUCAGCUGAGCUCCCUGUCAGCGGCUGCUACCUCUAUAAUCUACCUGAACACUGGCCUUCUUCAUUUCAUGCUGACACAGGAAAACAGACAGGAGUAUUGUUGUUGCCUAUCUGUUUUGAGUAUUUGUUUAUAGGCUGUUUUUUUUCUCCCUUUUUUCACAAUUUGUUCACUCUUCAUAAAUCACCUGUUAAAUUAGUAACAAAUUCUCCUUGUUAAUAAAUAUUUUGUACAAAGUUCAA
Messenger RNA from Lates calcarifer (barramundi perch), 3226 nucleotides. RefSeq names its product solute carrier family 5 member 8, like (gene slc5a8l). The record is from RefSeq and is a predicted model, not a curated record. Gene Ontology annotation, cellular component: membrane. Bases 763 to 2583 code for a protein of 606 amino acids. Gene Ontology annotation, biological process: propanoate transmembrane transport; sodium ion transport. Gene Ontology annotation, molecular function: organic acid:sodium symporter activity. The transcript has 15 exons. NCBI's taxonomy places the organism in Eukaryota, Metazoa, Chordata, Actinopteri, Centropomidae.